Molecule: messenger RNA, 475 nt
Organism: Phytophthora sojae
Lineage: Eukaryota; Oomycota; Peronosporomycetes; Peronosporales; Peronosporaceae
Exons: 1
Coding region: 186-383 (65 amino acids)
Source: RefSeq, a predicted model, not a curated record
UGUAGACCGGAGGCCUCCACCUGUUGAUUCCUACCACAUUUACUGGACUGGAAAACCAUCUCGUGAUCAAGUACGGAAGGGCUGGUGGUGGCGAAGGCAUUCAAGCUAGGCUACGAGCCCACAGGAGCACAGGGCCUGACGGCUACGGCUACUACAUUCCUCGCACCCAAAUCAACCCACUCUUCAUGGUGUGGCUGCCGGACGAUGGCCUCCUCCACAUUCCUGAGCGCUUCAUCCGUAACGAGGCGAACCGCAGAGGUUGGCACCACGGUUGGCUCGACGAGGAAGGCCACCAACGCGAAGACCUCAUCGUGAUUCCGCGUGACCAGCAGCCCGAACUGGAGCGGAUGUUCCGAGCGCUGGUGCUGUGUUUUCCUCUGUGAGGGAGUCGAGAUUAAUGUAGUGUAUAGUGCAGACCUCCUUUAUUCCGGCACUUGAAGUUUAUAUAUGACAAUGUGCCCAUUUGAAGUUUUUU